AUGAGUGCCUUACUUCAAUAUAAUAAAAUCAAAUACGAAUGUAGCUGCGGAAAAUGGCGGACACUCCCGGAUUUGUUCUUCUGUCGGCAUUGCUUCAAAAUAAAAUGUGACGACUGCAGCUGUAGAGAAAUUGAUGCGAUAUUCUGUCCACGAUGCCUAGACACCUCUAGUCCACCAGAAGCAAGACUCAAGAAACAUAAAUGUACAAGUUGCAAUGACUGUCCAAACUGUGCUAACGUUCUAAGCGCGCGAGUUGAGAACGAGAAGUAUUAUCUACAUUGCCACCAUUGCCGCUGGUCGACAAGAGAUGCGAAACAAGAUGAUCGUGAGAGUAACAAAUCAUGGCCAACGAAAGAAAAUCCGGUGACAAAUCAUCUGAACGAAGUGACGGCGUAUAUGAAACGAAUGGAAGUGAUUGAGAACGCUCCGAAGGAUUUGAAAAAGGGAAAAGGAAAGGCUUGGUCGGCGAUUCAUUUAAAAGAUAAAUUCGGAGUUCAACAGAUGGUUGAAAAACGACGGAAAGCAAUGGUCCCUGAAAUGAAUCCAUUAAAGGCUCAUGAUCCCACAGAGGCUCCAACACUUGAAGAAGAAAUAGAGAAUCGUUCGAACGUUUUGCGAUCCCUUGAUCAAAUUAUCAUGCAGCCAUUGACGAAUUCGAAUGAACUUUUGUUGCCAGUGAAGGUACCCUUACAAGGAAGAGUUAUGGUUCGAUGCGAUGAAUGCGAGAGAACACUUGUUAAACGAGAUUUUGGAGUCGCAACUUAUAAAUUCAAAAUAUCGUCUUUCGCUCGCGAAUUCAUCCCCGACAUCAGAAUGUCUCGUCCUGUUAAAGAAUUGAAGAUUGGAGAAACAGCACAUGUUUUCCUGUCGGUCACUAAUCUGUCCUCAUCUCCAUUAGAACUGACUAUCACUCCGCAGUCUGGGGAAGGAACGAUUAAGUGUUCCAAUGAACCGAUCCAACUGAAUCUGCCAUCAUCGAAAAGUAUUGAUUCUGCAGCAGGAGGAGUUCAUGCGGAACAAAGCGAUGUCAUUGUAUUCCGUCAGCAUAAUCGAGUUGGUCUUCGAUUGGAUGUUGUCCCGACUGAAUCUGAUCUGACCUCUCCUAUUUUGGAUCUUCUGCUCAACUACAAACAAGAUGGCUCUUUUAGUAUCCUGGCUGCUAGCGAAAAAGUACUGAAACCCGAAGAAUCUGGGGUCGAUCGAAUUCUGCCAGCACACUUGAGAAUAAGCCUUAGUUGA
This is a messenger RNA of Caenorhabditis briggsae, 1239 nucleotides long. The transcript is spliced from 7 exons. Gene Ontology annotation, cellular component: dynactin complex. NCBI's taxonomy places the organism in Eukaryota, Metazoa, Nematoda, Chromadorea, Rhabditida, Rhabditidae. The record is from RefSeq and is a predicted model, not a curated record. The coding region runs from base 1 to 1239 and encodes 412 amino acids.